AUGUCUUCACUCCUGACAGAAGAUGCUUGGAAAAAGAAUGCUAUCAUCACAGAGCGUUCCAUCCACUCUAGCAGCUCAAGUACUCCUACCACAUCACCGUCAUUAUCUGGCCAGGAUGAGAAGCAAUCUCCCCCAACAACAUCAUCCUGUGCAAGCUCAUUCAAGCUUGAAAGCCAGACUCCAUCAUCGCCCCAGUACCAUGUCUUUACCCGAUCCCGCAAAUUGCAGAUGGUCUGCAUUGUCUCUUUAGCUGCCAUCUUUUCCCCACUCUCAUCCAACAUCUACUUCCCUGCCCUUAAGACUAUAUCAAAGGAACUGGAUGUAUCAAUGUCCCUCACUACUUUAACUGUCACUGUAUACAUGAUCGUCCAAGGCCUCGCCCCCAGCUUCUGGGGCUCUUUCUCCGAUGCUAUUGGUCGUCGUGGCAUUUUCAUCGGAACAUUCAUUGUCUACAUUAUUGCCAAUAUUGCCUUGGGCGUGUCCAACAAUUAUGGAGAGCUGAUGGCUUUCCGAGCCUUGCAAGCUGCUGGUAGUGCUGCAACCAUCUCUAUCGGUGCCGGUGUAAUUGGCGAUAUCACCACAUCAGCAGAGCGAGGAAGCCUGAUAGGAAUCUUUGGCGGAGUCCGCAUGCUGGGUCAAGGCAUCGGUCCCGUCUUCGGUGGAAUCCUAUCUCAAUACCUGGGUUACAGAUCCAUUUUCUGGUUCUUGACCAUUCUCGCAAGCAUUAGUUUGAUCUCUAUAAUUUUCUUCCUCCCUGAAACCCUUCGCUCCAUCGCUGGAAACGGCACUGUUCCACUGAACGGCUUCCAUAAACCCUCCAUCUACUAUAUCACCGGCCAACCCGACAUCCAAGAAGACGCUAAACCCAUCGGUGAAAAGAAAAAAGUAACUUGGAAAACUGUUCUCGCUCCACUCACCUUCCUCGGUGAAAAAGAUGUCUUCAUUACCCUUUUCUUCGGCGCUAUCGUUUACACCGUCUGGUCUAUGAUCACAUCUUCCACCUCUCAACUCUUCGAAGAUACAUACAACCUGAAUACCCUCGAAGUAGGCCUUACAUUCCUCGGUAAUGGAUUUGGCUGCAUGUCCGGCUCUUACACUAUCGGCUACUUGAUGGAUUACAACCAUAAGCGCACGGAACGCGAAUACUGUCAACAGAAUAACCUCCCUCUUGAUACUCGCAUCACGACAAAGACACACCCUGAUUUCCCGAUUGAGUAUGCUCGUAUGCGGAAUACUUGGUGGAUUACCGCUCUGUUUAUCGUUUGCACCGCUGUUUACGGUCUUUCGCUUCGAACUCAUCUCGCCGUGCCUAUUAUCUUGCAGUACUUUAUUGCUUACUGCGCUACCGCGAUCUUCACUAUUAACAGCGCCUUGAUCAUUGAUCUGUAUCCUGGUGCUAGUGCUAGCGCUACGGCUGUUAACAAUUUGAUGCGUUGCUUGAUUGGAGCUGGUGGUGUUGCUCUCAUCACACCUAUCAUUGAUGCUCUCGGUUCCCUCUACACCUUUGUUCUACUUGCUGGUAUUACUUUGGCAAUGGUUCCUCUCUUGUCGGUGGAGAUGAAGUGGGGAGCUGGAUGGCGGAUGCAGCGCAAUGAACGACUCAGGGCUAAGGCUGAUGAGUCGAUUCAGGAGGCUUAA
This is a messenger RNA of Penicillium malachiteum, 1638 nucleotides long. RefSeq lists its product as uncharacterized. Gene Ontology annotation, molecular function: transmembrane transporter activity. The transcript is spliced from 3 exons. Bases 1 to 1638 code for a protein of 545 amino acids. Gene Ontology annotation, biological process: transmembrane transport. Lineage: Eukaryota; Fungi; Ascomycota; Eurotiomycetes; Eurotiales; Aspergillaceae. The record is from RefSeq and is a predicted model, not a curated record.